This is a messenger RNA of Colossoma macropomum (tambaqui), 2281 nucleotides long. Its product is annotated as bestrophin-3-like. The transcript is spliced from 9 exons. The coding region runs from base 239 to 2113 and encodes 624 amino acids. Lineage: Eukaryota; Metazoa; Chordata; Actinopteri; Characiformes; Serrasalmidae. The record is from RefSeq and is a predicted model, not a curated record. Gene Ontology annotation, molecular function: chloride channel activity.
AAUGUGAGGGAGCACAGAGAUAAAUUUAGUCGCGGUCCCUGUUUCGAAUAGCCUCACUCUCCACUCCGCUUACGUGAGGAUAUGGUAGCACGGCGUGUCAGAAGCUGCUGCAUUUUGUCCUAACUAACAUCUAACCUGACGAAAAUGCUGGCUCGUUUAGACACACGUUGAGCGGCGGAGGGGCAGAAAAGUCUUAACAGUUGAGUCUACUCACUCCUCAGUGCCACCGAGGGGAAAGAUGACCGUCACGUACUCAAGUAAAGUGGCCAACGCCACGUUCUUCGGUUUCCACAGGUUGCUAGUACGCUGGAGGGGGAGCAUUUACAAGCUGUUGUACCGCGAGUUUCUAGUCUUUGCGCUUCUGUAUUCCAUCCUCAGUAUCGUGUACAGGUGGGUGCUUACGGAUCCUCAGAAGCGUCUCUUUGAAAAACUGUCCAUUUAUUGUGACCGAUAUGCAGAACAGAUCCCCGUCACUUUUGUACUUGGGUUCUAUGUAACACUGGUGGUGAACCGCUGGUGGAACCAGUUCCAGAACCUGCCAUGGCCAGACCGACUCAUGUUCCUCAUCUCCAGCUGUGUUCAGGGCCGAGACGAGCAGGGGCGGCUGCUGCGUCGCACACUAAUGCGCUACGUCAACCUCACCUCACUGCUUAUCUUCCGCUCAGUUAGCACGGCUGUCUGCAAGCGUUUUCCUACCAUUGACCAUGUGGUGGAAGCAGGUUUCAUGACACCAGAGGAGAGGAAGAUCUUUGAGAACCUCAAGUCACCACAUCUCAAAUAUUGGGUCCCAGUUGUGUGGUUCACUAAUCUGGCCUCCAAAGCAAGGAAAGAGGGCCGGAUCCAAGACAGUGUGGAUCUUCAGACCAUCCUCAGUGAGAUGAACAGAUUCAGGACCUGGUGCUCUACUUUGUUUGGAUACGAUUGGGUUGGGAUUCCCCUAGUCUACACACAGGUUGUAACCUUGGCGGUGUACACAUUCUUCUCAACCUGUAUCAUAGGUCGACAAUUUCUUGACCCUGCACAAGGCUAUCAGGGUCAUGACCUUGACCUCUAUGUGCCAGUCUUCACUCUGCUCCAGUUCUUCUUCUAUUCCGGGUGGCUGAAGGUGGCUGAGCAGCUCAUAAACCCAUUUGGAGAAGAUGAUGAUGACUUUGAGCCCAAUUGGUGCAUUGAUAGAAACUUGCAGGUGUCUCUGAUGGCAGUGGAUGAGAUGCAUAUGAAUAUUCCUCGCAUGACUAAAGACAUCUAUUGGAACGACCCUGAUGUGCGGCCACCGUACACACGCGCUGCUGCUGAUUACUGCAUCCCAUCCUUCCUGGGCUCUACUACUGACAUGGGGCUUUCUGAAAUACUGCAGGGUGAGGAAAUUGAUAUUCAGGAUCCCUGGCGCCGGGGGUCAGUUCUGGGCCGUAUGCGUCGCUUGCUGAGCGUCCAGGAGCCACCUGAUUUGCGUAUCCGCCCAUCUUUCAAGCGCCACAGCAGUGAUAUCGCCAGCUUCUUCCCCUUUGCUCCUGAACACCGUGUCCACCCUGGACCAGAGGAGAGCAUGGCAGGCCACCACAGGCCAUAUUUCCAUCCUCAUCAACACCAUGUGCUGGACACCCUCAGCACCCUCAGGGAGGUGAACAGCACCCCUUCUUCUCCCGACACCCCAGCGCGCAGUCUUUCUCACAAAAGUGUACCUACGUUAGAGGUUAAUGAAGGUGAAUCCCAUCUUGGUAACCGUGACAACAGUGUUGCUCAGGAAUCUUCAGUGGUGAAUGCUUCGUCAGAACUGGAUCAGACCCUGAAGACUGAGGCUUGUCUAGAGGAGCUUUCUGGUGAGGAGCUGAGCCGAGCAGACAACUCUGUAGAAAGAGAGCCCAAGAAGUUUUGCAGCAGAUCGCUAGCUGAAAGAAUGAAAAAGAGGCAGCUGUCAUUUCAGCUGUCACGACAGAACUCCAGGAGCUCCAUGGGGAGCCUGCCCAGCCCCAAAGCUUUAUUGAAAAAGAAAGCACCAAUCACAGCCCCACAAUCGCCAGCCAGAAGCCCCCAGCAGGAUAAGCCACAAACCACUGACGCUGAAGAAGCAAGCAGCCAGGAGAAGGAACAGAACACAAGCCGUGACAGCUGAAAACAGUUCAAAACCAGAGUGUCUCAGGUUUAAAUCCCAAGGUGUAACUGGAUGCCCUCUUGGGCAAAGCAUUUAACCCUCCAUUGCCCCAGGUGGUGCUGUGCUGCUCCCAGACUGAGUAUAUUUAGUUAUUCAGUUAUGAUGUUCUACAGCUAUUUUACAAAAUGU